Messenger RNA from Numida meleagris (helmeted guineafowl), 7440 nucleotides. RefSeq names its product dynamin binding protein (gene DNMBP). Gene Ontology annotation, cellular component: cytoplasm. Gene Ontology annotation, molecular function: guanyl-nucleotide exchange factor activity; protein binding. The record is from RefSeq and is a predicted model, not a curated record. NCBI's taxonomy places the organism in Eukaryota, Metazoa, Chordata, Aves, Galliformes, Numididae. Gene Ontology annotation, biological process: intracellular signal transduction. The coding region runs from base 1911 to 6497 and encodes 1528 amino acids. The transcript is spliced from 16 exons.
AACAAUGCCAAGACCAUGGAAAACAUAAUAUUUUGUGUUCUAAUUGUGUUAUGGAAUGAGCUAACACCACAAGACUGAUCUCAAACACAUCUAGACUUGAACGGGAAAGGAGAGCAAACAGCCUUGUUUUCAGAGGUAUUUCACAAUCCCUUGCUGGAAGAGGACCGCUUACCAGGUGCUGGCUCUGGGCUUUUGGUGGGCUGGGACAUGUUCCCUGGUAGCUCCAGUGGUUUAUGCUCCCUGCCGUCUGGCUGGUGAAGCACUGAUCUGAUGCUGUAUGCAGGGCAAUUCGAGAGACAGAUGUUCAAAAGAAGUGUCUGGUAAUUUUGGCAUAAGGGUAGGAGUGGCUACAGCCAUCAAUGAUCUGCAUUGGGAUUGUCAGAAAUCCCCAGCAAUCUCAGAGAAGAGUUUGUAUGCUCCUGGCUCUGGCCCUUAGUGAGCAUCCCAUCCCCUCCCUUCUUUCCGAAGGUCAGUGAGUGCUGCAACGUGAAUGUGGAUUAGCAUCAGUCCUUAAAUUGUUCUCCAUUGUAGCUGCAGUUAAUGGGUACAUGUCAGAACGACUGCAGCGGUGCCUGCCCCUCUCAGUCCUCUCUCAUUUGAAACAGAGUCCCCAGAGCUCAUGGCAGAUACUUCUAGGACCCUGAGCUCAGCCUUGUGCCACAGCCACCACAACUCAUUGCAAGGCUGCUUUCUUGUCUUUAGCAUUUCCAGACUCACUGAUGGCACUUCCAUCUUUUUCCCUGCUCCACAUGGUCGUAUUUGUAAUACUGUUGCUCUUUCUGCCUCAGUAGGUUCCUGCUAUCCUGAACUGCAGCUCUUUGUGCUCCCGAUUCACUCCAGUCCAUUCAUCUCUUUUUGGUGGCAUAGCGCUGUCGGGGCUGGAUAUUGGGCUCUUUGUUUGUUCAGCCAGCACAAUGCUGGUGAUGGUGGGGCAGCCUGUGCCCCAAGGAGCUCACAUGCUUGGAGUAGAGCAGCAUAGGGGUGCUGGGCUGGGAGCGGAGGUGUGGUGAUGACAGAGCGUGGGCAUAGCUGGGGCACGUCCCCAAAGGGAUGUGGCUCUGCUGAGCACAGGCCUGCUUUGUUCCCAGGAGAUGAGUCGGCCAGGAUAAACACGGCAGUCCCGUCAGCAGAAAGCAUAUCCCUGGCUGGAUCCUCCACUGGCACUCCUAGUGGAAGUCUGCCAUACCUCUAUAGCAGGGCUGUGUUUCUGGUCUGUGUUUGCUAGUGUUCCUGACUUGCCAGGGCUCAGGUGGGCCACACAGGACUGUCUGUUCACGGUGUGCCUUGCUGUAUUGUCACCCUGGUGUGGGAGGACAGCAGCAGGGUCCUGGCUCAGCAGCUGCUUUAAGGGAAGAAGCAGACUUGCUGGGUGCAGGACAUGGCCCUCAGUCCUCUGCGAGGGGGAAAUUUCAGCCUUGUUCCCACGACCUCAGAGAGGGCUUCGAAUCCUUCAGCCUGGCACUGGCCAUGGCUCCAGGGACAGGAGCUCAUGCGAGCAGUAUACACGGGGAGGGGUUUCAUUUGCCCAGCCUGCCAGAAGGGACUAGGUGAGCAGUGAUGUCUGCUGCCUGCCUGCAGAGGCCCCAGUGCGCUCCGGGUCUGCCCUGGCGUCAGGGAAGCAUGGAGCUUCCUCUUCUCUCGCUUCCUUCCUGAUGAGAAUUCAGUCCCAGAUUUUCUUGCGAUUUCUCUCCCUGGUACAGCACAAACACAUCCCAGCAGAGGUAGCCAUGGAGGCUGCACAAGGCAGGUUGGACUGCUGGAGAACCCCACUCCUGUGGUAGCAAGGUCUGAGGCACAAGGGGGGGUUCAGUGAGCUCAGGACAAGACCCCCUCACAGUAUCCCUGCCUCUAACGCUUGGGAAGGGCUUCCCUUUCUGAAAUGUGAUUAUUUUGGGUGUUUCUUGCUGCUAAUGGACUUCUCGCUGUGUCUCAGCCAUAGGUACCAAUCUGCCUGCAGAGCCCACACAAUGGAGGCUGGCUCUGUGGUACGAGCCGUCUUCGAUUUCUGUCCCAGCGUUUCUGAGGAGCUGCCCCUCUUUGUGGGAGAUGUCAUCGAGGUGCUGGAUGUGGUGGAUGAGUUCUGGCUGCUCGGCAAAAAGGAAGGCGUCACGGGGCAGUUUCCUAGCAGCUUUGUGGAAUCUGUGGAUAUUCCCCUUCUGAAGCAGGGAGAGAAGCUGUUUGUUUGUACAAGUGACUUCACAUCUCAAGAGCCAGGGAGCUUGUCAUUGCAGAGAGGAGACCUGGUGAUCCUGGGUGGCCCCCUGGCCUCCAGCUGGCUCCAGGGCCGAAGCAGCUGGGGAUCCAAGGGCUUUUUCCCUUCAUCAUGUGUGCGGGAGUUGUGCCUUUCAGUUCGGAGCCAUCAGCUGUCCCACAGCUCUCUCCUGGAGGUGCCUGCCUACUCACUGGGCCAAGCCCGGGCCUUGAUGGGCCUUUCUGCUCAGCUGGAGGAGGAGCUGGACUUCAGAGAAGGGGAUGUGAUCAACAUCAUUGGAAUCCCAGAGCCUGGCUGGUUUGAGGGGGAGCUGCAAGGCCACAGGGGCAUUUUCCCAGAGGGUUUUGUGGAGCUGCUUACUCCUCUGAGAGCAGCAGGAACCUCAGAGGAUCGAGAGCCUGCAGAGACUUGUGACACCAAUGGGACCAUGCCCAGCAAGCAGGAGGAGGACAGCAGAGAGGACAGAGGGCAGGAGCCAGGGAGCACCUAUGGUGUUGCCCUAUACCAGUUCCAAGCCUUGGAGUCCGAGGAACUGGAUUUUGAUGUGGGUGACAGGAUUCGGAUUGUGGGCAUUCUGGAGGAUGGCUGGCUAGAGGGGGAGCUGAGGGGGAAACGCGGUAUCUUCCCACACAGAUUUGUGAGACUGGAGGCCUCCGACACUUGCACAGAAAAGGUGGGUGCUAGUGAUCCCCAGCCUGGAGGCAGCUGUGAAGUGACUAUCCAUCAAGACUCAGAGAACACCUGCUCCAAAGUUCUCCCUUUGCCAGGGAAAGACAGCUGGGACAAGGAGGAUGGCUUGGCUGCACACCCUGAACCUGACGCUGUUGUAUCUCACUUGGCAGGGAGAUCUGAGGCUCCUUUGGGCACUGAUUUGAGGCAGUGUAAGGCCUUUCCUGACACAGGGUUCCAGGGACCACAUCCCAAAGCUACAGCAGAUUCCCUCCCCUUUGAAUGCACGAAGACGAUCAAUGGCCUUCUACCCUCUACUCAGCUGCCUCUUCAGCAGAGCAGCGAGCCUGACCAAGCAGGUGUAUUGGAGCCUCCGGCCCUGCCUGAGCAUGAUGGAGGCAGACCCACUGUGUCCCCACAGGCUCCCUGCUCCCCACCAGACACUUGCGGAAGCCAGGCCAUUUCUCCUCCUAACAGCAGGGCAGCAUCAGAGCUCCAGGAGAAACGGAGCAGCAUCCGGGACCUGGAUGGUUGGGUGGACAACCAACAAAAGUCGAAACCUUGUUCCUCCAGCUGGGGAGGUGUCCAUAUGGGCCUGGACACAUGGUCUGGGAGCUGGGGGGAAUGCUCCUCACUGGCAGCACAGGGGGACAGUGGCACAGACCUCGACUCCAAACUGACAGAGCAGCUGGUGCAGUUUGAGAAGAGUCUGUCAAGUACCAGUGCUGAGCAGGACAAGGUCUGCCGCCACUUCUCUAUCUUGGACUAUAGCUCUGAGAAGGACAUUGUUCGUGGGUCUCCCGAGUGUGCCCCCCAUGCCAAGCUGCCAGAAAGGAGGAAGGCCCUGAGACCACCCCCUCCUCGGCCCAGCACCCUUGCAACAACUCCCAAGCCCAAAGGCCGGUCUCUGUCAUUCUCAGUGAAGCCCUCCCGACCCGCUCCCCGGCCUCCAUCAAGCACUCAGCGGAGGAGCAUGGUUCCUCCACAGCUGCAGCCCAGUGUUGCAGAGCAGCGUGCAGAGGAAAGCCGUGAGGAUGCAACGCGGACAGGCUCGGCUUCCCCCUGCUCCAUCCUGCUAAUGAGGAUUGGAGAGGUGGAAAGAUUCCUGGAGGCUUACAGGAAGACCCACGCUGAACUCAGCUUGCUGCUGGAGGAGCAGCAGGAUGAGCUGGUGAGAGCAGAGACCCUGGAGAACCUUGAGUUCUGUGACUCCAACAUCGAGAGCCUCAGCAUGGAGCUGCAGGAGCUGAGAGAGAUGACCCUCCUGUCAUCUCAGACACCAUCCCUGGAGACAUCCUCAGCUGCCACUGAGAGCCCAGAGCACAGGAUGCUGGAGAAGAGGUCCAAGGUUAUUGAGGAACUGCUCCAGACAGAGAGGGACUACAUCCGAGACCUGGAGAUGUGCGUGGAAAGGAUCAUGGUGCCCCUUCAGCAGGCACAGGUUCAGAAUGUAGACUUUGAGGGUCUUUUUGGAAACAUCCAAGUGGUAAUUAGCUUCUCUAAGCAGCUGCUGUCCACCUUGGAGGCUUCAGAUUCCAUCGGGCCAGUGUUCCUGGCACAACGUGCAGAGCUGGAGAGCGUUUACAGGGUGUAUUGCCAGAACCAUGAUGAGGCCAUUGCACUGCUGGAAACCUAUGAGAAGGAUGAGAAGAUCCAGAAGCUACUCGUGGACCUGCUGGAUAGCCUCAGGAGCCUGUACAGUGAGUGGGGCUGCACAAACUACAUUAACCUGGGCUCCUUCCUCAUCAAGCCAGUACAAAGGGUGAUGCGGUACCCCCUGCUGCUGAUGGAGCUGCUGAGUGCUACCCCUGAAUCUCACCCUGACAAGGCACCACUCACAGCUGCUGUCCUUGCAGUCAAAGAAAUCAAUGUCAACAUUAAUGAGUACAAGCGUCGGAAGGACCUUGUGCUUAAGUACCGGAAAGGAGAUGAGGAUAGCCUCAUGGAGAAGAUCUCCAAGCUCAACUUCCACUCUAUCAUCAAGAAAUCCAACCGUGUGAGCAGCCACCUCAAACAUCUCACAGGCUUUGCACCCCAGCUGAAGGAUGAAGCCUUUGAGGAGACAGAGAAAAAUUUCCGGAUGCAGGAGCGACUCAUCAAGUCCUUCAUCAGGGACCUUUCACUCUACCUGCAGCAUGUUCGGGAGUCGGCCUGCAUGAAGGCACUGGCAGCAGUCAGCAUGUGGGACCUGUGCAUGGAGAAAGGCAACGGGGACCUGGAUCAGUUCCAGAAAGUGAACCGACUCAUCAGCGACCAGCUGUUCUCCAACUUUAAAGAGCGGACAGAGCGGCUGGUGAGCUCACCCCUGAACCAGCUGCUGAGCAUGUUUGUAGGGCCCCACAAGCUGGUGCAAAAACGCUUCGACAAGCUCCUCGACUUCCACAACUGCACAGAGCGAGCGGAGAAGCUGAAGGACAAGCGAACACUGGAGGAGCUGCAGUCAGCCCGCAACAACUACGAGGCCCUCAAUGCCCAGCUGCUGGAUGAGCUGCCCAAGUUUUUGUGCUUUGCCAAGGAGCUGUUCGCCAGCUGUGUGCGGGGCUAUGCUGAGGCACACUGUGACUUCGUGCGCCUGGCCCUGGAGGAGCUGAGACCUCUGCUGUCGUUGCUGAAGGCGUCUGGCCGGGAGGGGAACCUCAUUGCCAUCUUCCAGGAGGAGCACAGUCGAGUCCUUCAGCAGCUCCAGGCCUUCACCUUCUUCCCAGAGUCACAGGCAGUUCCCAGGAAGCCUUUUGAGAGAAAGACCAUGGAGCGUCAGUCUGCCCGGCGGCAGCCACUCGGUGCCUUGCCCAGCUACAUCCUGCAGUCAGAUGACAUCCGAACAGCCCUCCUGGCCCGCUAUCCCCCUGACAGUCUCUUCCAGGCAGAUCGCAAUUUCAAUGCUGCCCAAGACCUGGAUGUCUCACUGCUGGAAGGAGACAUUGUGGGAGUCAUCAAGAAGAAGGACCCUAUGGGCAGCCAGAAUCGCUGGCUCAUAGACAAUGGGGUGACCAAAGGCUUCGUGUACAGCUCCUUUCUGAAGCCCUACAACCCGCGCCGCAGCCAGUCAGAUGCAUCAGUGGGCAGCCACUCUUCCAACGAGUCUGAGCACAGCAGCUCUUCUCCCCACAGCAGCACCACGCUGACCUUCAGCCCCAGCAGGGCGGCUGUGGCCUUCACGCAUAAACCUCCCCAGGACUCUGCCUCACUGGGAGAGCUGUGCCACUCUCCACAAUCUGCCUUGGAGAUGGACUCACCAAGCUCUGGUGACAGGACAGCCCCACUGGAGGCCGGAGCAGUGACAUCUCCACGCCACUACAGCCGACCUGAGCCAGGCUACAGCCCCAGCCCUCGCAAUGGGCACCCCACGAAAGCUCAUCUUAGGUCUGCAUCCUUGGUGGAGGACAGAGACUCCGGGCUUGAGAGCAGCGAGUCAGAAGGCAACCAGCAGGUUUAUUACGCUCUCUACACCUUCAAAGGUCGAAACACCAAUGAGCUGAGUGUGUUGGCUAACCAGAGACUCAGGAUCCUGCAGUUUGAAGACAUCACAGGCAAUCGGGAGUGGUGGCUGGCCGAGGCACACGGCAAGCAGGGCUACGUGCCCUCCAGCUACAUCCGGAAGACAGAGUACACGUGAGGUGGGGUGUCAGGAGGCCCCACCCUGUGCCUUGUGCCUACCAGGACUGCCCGGGGGCCACGGCCUCCACUGCUUGCCCUAAGGGGCCGAGGCUGUGCCGUGGGAAAGAGGGAAGGUGGGCUGGCAGAGCAGGCACUUUGCCUAAGGGCAGGGGCCAGCUGCUGUCGCCCUGUGCUGUUUUAUCCUCCAGCCAGGAGCAGAGUGGGGCUGUAACCCAGGGGGGAAUGGCUCGACCAAGGCUGAGGAGCUACUCUGGAUUUAAAUUGUAGAAGACUAUUGCUGAGGCCAUCCUUAGCUGAAGUGUUAAAAACAGCCUGGAGCCUUGUGAACAUGUUCUCGGUGCCUUAGCAGCGGCAGGUCCUGCCUGUCUGUGCAGGACCCCAGUUCGAGGAUGUCUGUUCUGGCCAAAGGAAGCUGCUCUGAAGAUUGCUGUGAGUAGUUCAGCUCCACAGUGAGCCCAGUCUUCAGGAGCAACCACAGCAGAGCCCCGAUGGGUACUGUGCCCACGUGCUUGGUCUCCUGCAGCUGGGGCCUCUCUAAGCUCUGCUGCUAGCAGCAGCCAUUAGGCGCUUGCCUCUCAGACCAGCUGUAGGCUCUGAACACCAUCUUGCCUUGCCCCAUACUGUCUCCAGUGUCCAGAACCCGCUCUUUGUUCUGGCGUGCCCACACUGCUCCUCUGGGGCAAGACAAAAGGCAAAGCACCGGCUGUCCUGCAGCCUCAUUUUUUGUGGGCUCUGACCAGGAGUGCCUUACACGUGCAUGCUGCAGGGCACUGGAGCUUGUGCUUAUGUUCUGGGAGGGAUGCUGUGCCCUUUGUGGGGGUGCUGUGUCUUAUGUGCUGCUGCCAUGACCUGAAGGAAGGAAGCUCCUUUCUCCUUGGGGCAGUGUUUGUGUCCCCUGUACUGCUGCUCCAUAAAUAAAGAUUUGCCCUUGUGUAUAGGAA